GCACUUAUUUGAGGCUCAACUGCCAGAAACAAGGAAGAUACAUGGGUUUUCUUGGGGUAUAACUUUCUUAUAACAGAGCAAAGUUCUUACAUUUGCAAGUUGCCACUUCCCUGUCUCAAAUCUUUUCCCGCUUUGGUCGUUUACCUUUACCAUGAACAAGAAAAUCUUUUUGCUCAUAAUCUUGUUCCAAAUCUUUGGCUUAGUUUUAUCAUCAAGCCUCCAAAAAUAUGAGUCGAUAUUUAACUUUGGUGACUCCCUUAGUGACACUGGGAAUUUCCUUCUCUCCGGUGCCCUUGCAUUUCCAGUCAUUGGACGGCUACCUUACGGUGAGACCUUCUUUCAACACGCAACAGGCCGAUGCUCUGACGGACGUCUUAUCAUUGAUUUUAUUGCUGAGGCAUUUAGUUUGCCCUAUUUGCCACCUUACCUAGCAGUAACAGAAGGCCAGAGUUCUGAACAUGGAGUAAACUUUGCAUUUGCUGGGGCCACUGCACUUGAUGCAGAGUUUUUCUACGAACGAAACAUCGGAUCAAUCUUAUGGACAAAUAAUUCCUUGAAUGUUCAGCUUGGUUGGUUCAGGAAGCUGAAGUCCACCCUUUGCUCCAAUAAACAAGCCUGUGAUGACUUCUUCGGAAAAUCACUUUUUCUGGUGGGGGAGAUUGGUGGAAAUGACUAUAAUUACGCCUUCUUUCUUGGUGGAGGCAUUAAACAGCUCCAAGCUACAGUACCUCUGGUCGUUGGAGUAAUUACUAAUGCUACCAGUGCAUUGAUAGAGGAAGGUGCAGUCGAGUUAAUGGUGCCAGGGAACUUGCCCAUUGGUUGCUCCGCGGUUUACUUGACCUUGUUUCAAAGCCCUAACAAGGCAGACUAUGACCGCCAUGGUUGCUUGAAGGAAUUCAAUGCUUUCGCCAGGUAUCACAAUGAUCAGCUCAAACAAGCCCUGACUAUGUUGAGACAAAAGUAUCCCCAUGUCAGGAUUAUUUAUGCUGAUUACUACGGUGCGGCAAUGCGUUUCGUUCAUACCCCACUACAUCACGGAUUUUAUGGUGGGAUUCUAAGAGCAUGUUGUGGAGGUGGUGGUCCUUACAAUUUCAAUAACUCAGCUAGGUGCGGUCACACUGGAUCUGAAGUAUGUCAAAAUCCAUCUCUUUACUCCCAAUGGGAUGGAAUUCAUCUAACCGAGGCAGCCUAUCGUUAUAUAGCCUUGGCUUUAAUUAAUGGCUCUUAUUCUACACCUCCCCUCAUACCCUCUGCCCUUUGAAUGGAAAAUUUCCCAUACAAUAAAUGCUCAAGGGUUUGAUUUAGAUGUUGGUUAGAGAACAAGGAUCCAUUUACGUGUAAAUUUACUUGGUUUAAUUUGCUCUACAAAAUUAGUCUCAUUUUGGAAAUCACGGGGGAACAAAACUGUAUUUUAGUUAAUUAAUCUACUAGUUGAUAUGGGUUUAUUAAAAUAUGAAAAUUUAGUUUAA
Messenger RNA from Theobroma cacao (cacao), 1469 nucleotides. RefSeq names its product GDSL esterase/lipase At5g45910. The record is from RefSeq and is a predicted model, not a curated record. Gene Ontology annotation, molecular function: hydrolase activity, acting on ester bonds. NCBI's taxonomy places the organism in Eukaryota, Viridiplantae, Streptophyta, Magnoliopsida, Malvales, Malvaceae.